Musa acuminata subsp. malaccensis (wild Malaysian banana) is the source of this 1500-nucleotide messenger RNA. Its product is annotated as aspartate aminotransferase, chloroplastic. The record is from RefSeq and is a predicted model, not a curated record. Gene Ontology annotation, molecular function: transaminase activity; pyridoxal phosphate binding. Gene Ontology annotation, biological process: biosynthetic process; amino acid metabolic process. NCBI's taxonomy places the organism in Eukaryota, Viridiplantae, Streptophyta, Magnoliopsida, Zingiberales, Musaceae.
GAUUGAUUUCAAAUUUCAGGAUUUCAGACGAGUUAGUAUGACUGUCUCAGUAAAUGUUUCUCGUUUCGAGGGUGUUACCAUGGCUCCUCCGGAUCCAAUUCUUGGGGUUUCCGAGGCAUUCAGAGCUGACACAAAUGACCUGAAACUUAAUCUUGGUGUGGGAGCUUACAGGACAGAAGAACUUCAACCAUAUGUGCUAAAUGUAGUUAAAAAGGCAGAAAAGCUUAUGCUGGAAAGAGGAGAAAACAAGGAGUAUCUUCCUAUUGAAGGUUUGGCUGCAUUUAAUAAGGUUACUGCAGAACUAUUAUUUGGAGCAGAUAAUUCUGUUAUCCAGGAAGGAAGGGUUGCUACCAUUCAAGGACUUUCAGGGACUGGUUCUCUUCGGCUUGCAGCAGCUUUUAUACAACGAUAUUUUCCUGAUGCAAAAGCUUUGAUAUCCUCUCCAACUUGGGGUAAUCACAAGAACAUUUUCAAUGAUGCUAGGGUUCCCUGGUCUGAAUAUCGAUAUUAUGAUCCUAGGACAGUUGGGUUGGACUUUGAUGGAAUGGUAGCCGAUAUUAAGGCUGCACCAGAUGGAUCUUUUGUCCUGUUACAUGGAUGUGCACACAAUCCAACAGGAAUUGAUCCAACUCCUGAGCAGUGGGAAAAGAUUGCUGAUGUCAUUCAAGAGAAGAAUCACAUCCCUUUCUUUGAUGUUGCAUACCAGGGUUUUGCUAGUGGAAGCCUUGAUGCAGAUGCAUACUCUGUUAGGCUGUUUGUCAAACGUGGUUUCGAGCUUCUGGUUGCUCAGUCUUACAGUAAAAAUUUAGGUUUGUAUGCAGAAAGGAUUGGAGCCAUUAAUGUUGUUUGCUCAUCUUCAGAUGCUGGUACAAGGGUGAAAAGCCAACUGAAAAGGCUAGCCCGGCCUAUGUAUUCAAAUCCUCCUGUUCAUGGUGCUAGAAUAGUUGCCAAUGUUGUUGGAGACCCAAAUCUUUUUAAUGAAUGGAAACAAGAGAUGGAACUAAUGGCUGGUCGAAUAAAGAAUGUAAGGCAGAGACUCUAUGAGAAUCUCUCUCAGAAAGAUAAAAGCGGGAAGGAUUGGUCUUUUGUCCUCAAGCAAAUCGGCAUGUUCUCAUAUACUGGUUUGCACAAAGCACAGAGCGACCAUAUGACGGACAAAUGGCACAUUUACAUGACAAAGGAUGGAAGAAUAUCUUUGGCUGGACUCUCCCUGUCUAAAUGUGAAUACCUUGCAGAUGCCAUAAUCGAUUCAUUCCACAACGUCGACUAGAGAAGUUAGCAUUGAUUCAUGGUUAUCUACGGAUGGUGAUUCUGAUUCUGAAAAUUUUUGGCAUUGUUCAGCUGUUCACUGCAGCGCUUCUAGUGUCAAAAUUAGUUCGUCCAUCAAAAGUUAACGUGUAGUUAAAUAAUACAGAACACAAAAUUUUGUUGACGUCAAAUUUGAACUGUGAUAAAUAAAGCUUAGUUCUCUUUUUCCGAGGCGAAAAAGGGUUUCAGUGC